AGUCUUCACUUUCAUUUCUCUCCUGGUUCACCAGAGAUCAGACUUAGAGACUGAAUCCUCAGGAUGUUUACUCUGGCCUCCAUUCGCUCCUGUCCACAGGUUCAGGAUCUCUUGGUUGGUGCCUGAAGGUGUGAGAGCAAUUUAGAGGGCAGAGUUUGGAGGAAUUGAAAAGAAAACACCAUUCCUUUGGUACCUGAGCAUAAGUGUCAGAAGUCAGGACAGACAGACAGACAGGAUCACAGCAAGAAUGACCUCAUCAGUCCUGGGGAUGAUCAAGGAGGAGGUGACCUGUUCUAUCUGCCUUGACCUGAUGGUGGAACCUGUGAAUGUGGAUUGUGGUCACAGCUUCUGCCGAGCCUGCAUCACACGGAACUAUGAGUCCAGCAAAGGCAAAGAAGAGGAGGGCAUCUGCCCUGUGUGCCGACUUUGUUACCUGUUUGGGAAUCUGAGGCCUAAUCGACAUGUGGCCAGCAUAGUGGAGAGGCUAACAGGGUUCAAGUCCAGCCCAGAGGAGGAGCAGAAGGUGAAUAUCUGUGCACAACAUGGAGAAAAACUCCAGCUCUUUUGUGAGAACGACAUGGUGGCCAUCUGCUGGCUUUGUGAGCGAUCUCAGGAACACCGUGGUCACCGAACAGAUCUCAUUGAAGAGGUGGCCCAUGAGUACAAGGAGAAGCUCCAGGCAGCUCUGCAGGAACAGAUGGCAAAAGAGAAAAGAUGUGAUGAGUGGGAAAAUGAUCUUCAAGAGGAGAGAACUUUCUGGAAGAACCAAAUACAGGGUGAUGUAGAAAAAGUUCAGAUGGAGUUUAAAGGACUUCAGGAAUUCCUGAACUCCAAGGAGAAGAAUGAGGUGCAGAAGCUGAAGCAGGAGGAGGAAGACAUUAUGAACAGCCUGGCAGAGUCUCAAAGUGAGCUGGUGAAGCAGAGGGAGUCAGUGAGAGCCCUCAUCUCAGAUCUGGAGCAUCAGUUGCAGUGCUCAACCAUGGAAAUGCUGCAGGGUGUGAAUUCUGUCCUUAAAAGGAGUCAGACCUUAAUACUGAAACAACCUGAAAUGAUCCCAAGAAAACAGAGAAGGAUCUUCCGAGCUCCAGAUCUGAAAGGCAUGCUGCAAGUGUUUCAAGGGCUCAUGGAUGCUCAACAAUACUGGGUUCAUGUGACCCUGAAUCAAGUCCACAAUGAAAACAUUGCUGUUAAUGAGGACAAACGACAAAUACAACAUCGAAAUAAUUCUAGAAGAAAUUUGCAAAUUUCUGAGACCUAUGGUUUGGGUGUCCUGGGAUACCCAGCUUUGCACUCAGGGAAACAUUACUGGGAAGUGGAUGUGUCUAGAAAUGAUGCCUGGCUCCUGGGAUUAAAUGAUGGAAAAUGUGCUCAACCCCAACUUUGUGCACUGAAUGAAAGUGGCAUCAAAGUUCAAUAUAAUUUUAAUGUUAAACAACAUGUACUUCGUCAGCCUACAUUUACCUUUGGCUCUCAAAGCUACUUUGAUUUUAAUUUUAAACAUGAUUAUCAGCCUACAUAUGCAGUUAAAGAUAAUUCUAAUGUGAAACAGCAUGUAAAUUAUCAACCUAAAUAUGGCUACUGGGUUAUAGGGAUGAAGAAUGGGUCUAUAUAUAAUGCCUUUGAAGAGUGUUCUGACACUCACAAUGCCAGUGUCUUGGUCCUCUCUCUGACUCGUCGUCCCAGUCGUGUUGGAGUUUUCCUGGACAGAGAAGCUUGUACUCUCUCAUUUUUUGAUGUUUCCAACCAUGGAGCUCUCAUCUAUAGAUUCUGUGAACCUUCCUUCCCUGAUGAAGUCUAUCCAUAUUUUAAUCCUAUGUCAUGUUCAGAGCCAAUGACAGUAUGUGGGCCACCCUCCUAAACCUCACCCAUAUCUGCACAGUGCCCCAUGUCUGAUGUAUCUCAUAUGCCUGAGCUCCCUGGCAUCAUCAUAACUGUUUCUGCCUUUGCCCUUUCCCUUUUAAUAAACUUCAGUUCUCAAUACAAACCA
Peromyscus leucopus (white-footed mouse) is the source of this 1987-nucleotide messenger RNA. Its product is annotated as tripartite motif-containing protein 30A-like. The record is from RefSeq and is a predicted model, not a curated record. The transcript is spliced from 8 exons. Lineage: Eukaryota; Metazoa; Chordata; Mammalia; Rodentia; Cricetidae. Gene Ontology annotation, molecular function: zinc ion binding; protein binding. Bases 248 to 1858 code for a protein of 536 amino acids.